Molecule: messenger RNA, 3147 nt
Organism: Hemibagrus wyckioides
Lineage: Eukaryota; Metazoa; Chordata; Actinopteri; Siluriformes; Bagridae
Gene: slc30a1b
Product: solute carrier family 30 member 1b
Exons: 2
Coding region: 485-1888 (467 amino acids)
Biological process (GO): intracellular zinc ion homeostasis; zinc ion transmembrane transport; detoxification of zinc ion
Cellular component (GO): endoplasmic reticulum; Golgi apparatus; membrane
Molecular function (GO): zinc ion transmembrane transporter activity; calcium channel inhibitor activity
Source: RefSeq, a predicted model, not a curated record
UACAAAUACCUCCUUUGUAAAUAAGUAAUGCACUGUGUGGAGUGUAAAAGCCAUUGUUUUGUACCCUAGGUAGUGCUUUUAUAUGGGUAAUAGGUGCUGAUUAGGAUUCAGACAUUAGUUGUGUACGUCCCAUCAUUCACCCAAUAAGAAAAGGCGAAGGCGUGUUUCGGCCAAGGUCCGUGUGGAGAAAGUAAACUGAACCGUGUGUAAAGGGGUAUUAGAAACGGAAUUUCAAGAGAACCGGUGGAUACGAUCUGAUCAUAUUUCUCUUCUUCUUGGAAAGCAGACGAGAUGCGUAACUUUUUUCUUGGCUUGUUUGUAUAGCUGCAUCGUUACCAGUAGCGACAGCGCACAGUGACAGUGCAUUUAAAGGCACGGUGCGGUGCGCAAAGGGAGUACCGGAUGGAUAAAGUGUUGUUCAUCAGGGAUAAACAACUAGGAUGUAAUUUAGUGUUUCUCUGAAAUCUUUAUUUGCAGCAGAAAGAUGGAACCGAAGCAAGCGAGGCUGCUGUGCAUGCUCUGUCUAACUUUCGGCUAUUUCGUGGUGGAGGUGGUGGUGAGUCGAGUGACCGGCUCUCUGGCGAUGCUGUCCGAUUCCUUCCACAUGCUGUCGGAUGUGAUCGCUCUGCUCGUGGCGUUGCUCGCGGUCAGACUCUCUGACCAAACAGCCGCCACGAGCCUCAACACAUUCGGCUGGAUCCGCGCAGAAGUCAUGGGCGCCCUGGUCAAUGCCGUGUUUCUCACUGCGCUCUGCUUCACCAUCUUACUGGAGGCAGUGGAGCGCUACACGGAGCCGCAUGAAAUUGAAAACCCGCGGGUUGUGGUGUGGGUUGGAGUGGUCGGGCUUGUUGUAAAUGUGCUGGGGCUUCUGCUAUUUCAUGGUUACGCAGGACACGGACACUCUCACAGCACAAGUGACAAGAGCUAUGAGAAAUCAGAGACAUCAGCAGGGGAGGCUUACGAUCUGCUGGUGAAGAGCCAAAGUCCUGGACGAGGUGACCAUGUUGUUCAUGUUGAAGCAGACGUUGUUUCAAAACAUAGCCUGGAAAUCCCAUUGAAUGGAAACAUCUCACCAGAGAAGGCGGAGCAUGAAUUAGAUUCAUCAUCCCAGCUUAACAUGCGUGGAGUCUUCUUACAUGUGCUGGGUGAUGCCCUUGGCUCUGUCAUUGUAGUGGUUAAUGCCCUCAUUUUCACGUUUGUGUGGAGGACAUGUGACAGUCAGGAGAUGUGUAUUAACCCAUGUUCCAGUAGCUACUGCUCUGACCACUGGCCUGUGAAUACACACUUUAUCCACAGAAAUGGCACCAGUGCUGUCUCUUUAGCUGGACCGUGCUGGGUGCUCUACCUGGAUCCCACACUCUGUGUAAUCAUGGUGGUCAUCUUGCUCUAUACUACCUUCCCACUGCUGAAGGAGUCAACCCUCAUUCUUCUGCAGUCAGUCCCCAAGCAGAUUGACAUGCAGAGGCUGGACAAGAAGCUGAGGAGUCUUGAGGGGGUUCUGGCGGUCCAUGAACUGCACAUUUGGCAGCUGGCUGGGAGUCGAAUCAUCGCCACGGCACACGUUAAGUGCCAUGACCCAGCAUCCUACAUGGACACUGCCAAACGCAUCAAAAGCCUCUUCCAUGAAGAAGGCAUCCAUGCUACCACAGUACAGCCUGAGUUCUCGGAUGACAAAGAGCCCGGUGUCUCAGAGUGUGAACUGCCCUGUUACAGUCAGUGCUCCCUAAAGCUCUGCUGUGACACAAGCUGGAAAUCUAGAUCUGAAUCAGUGCUCGUGUGCACAGACAACUCAUCCAGUCAAAAUACUCCUCAACGAUCCACUGCUAGCUGGAAUAUUCAGCAGAAGCCAGAAGUUCUUCUGCAGAUGGAGGUGGAAUCCAGUGUCUAGGUUUAAUAAAAUAAAGAGUAUCCAAUUUUACAGCAAUCUUUGCAACAGGAACAAAUCUGUUUAUGUUUUAAGUUACGUUUUGGGAAUCUCAGAUCCCUGAUUUACUUCCCCCCGGAUGUAUGCAAACCUAACUAAUCAACUACACACAAUACCUCUUAUCUCAUAAACCUGUGGUGGCAUGGAUGCUUUGUCACGAUGACAAACAUUUCUAUAAUUGUAAUUUUGAGAAUGUCAUUUGGAGCACUUUAUUGGUAUUAACUUUUUGCUUAUAGUAAAAUACUAUCCAUGUGCCUUAAAGAAAUAAAAAACAGAAUAAUUACACUAUGCAUUAUUAUUUUAUCUUUAUCAUUUAAUUAACUUUAGUGUAACAAGUGAUUUAAAGGAGGGCAUUAUUGUAAUCCCUGUUCUGAAAAAAAAACAAAAAAAACAAAAAACAAUGUCCUCACUAUUGGAAUGUGUUAACUUAGUGCCAAGAUGCCAGGCUAUGUAAUCUGAUUAACAGUUAACUACAUCUGUGCCAAACUAAAUAUUUAUAUCACUUGCUACUAUUGCUUACAUGAAAGGUUUUUGUUAUUAAGGUCAUGAAUGUUACAUGUUUUAGGGAGUGUCUGACUCUGUAGGACAUAUUAUCCUCUCCACAGCUGUCAAAAUACGGCAUGUCUCCGAUGAACUUUAAGACCAACUACACACGCGUUAUUACUGGUUAAAAUUGUUUUAAAGGGCUCGAAAAUGUCCAAUCCCCUUUAGGCUUUCAAUGGGUUCUUAAGAAACAACAGUUUGGGGAUAGAGUGAGAACAUAACUUAAUGAGGGCAGCAUGAUGCAAUCAAUAAUGCAGUGUAUGGGGCACUGUGUCAAGAAAACAAUAGAGAAUAGACCUUAUUCAGUUCUCGCACAGUUCUCCAAUCAAUCCUCAAGGAUAAGAGGCCGACUGUGAUGUCUUCUAUUGUUGACCUUUUUAAGAAACAAAUUGAUUGGCACUUACAGUAAUCAGAGUUGCAUUGUCUUGUGUUGUAUGGUUGAAUGGUAGACAGACAUCUACUGAUAUAUGUACUAUAUGUGAGAAGCAUAUUUGUUAGCUUUGUCUUACUCCAUUGUUAGAGAUGAUCGUAUCAGAAUAGUCCUGAUUUCAGUCAGGAGAACUUCAUACUCCAUAUUACAAUGAAGCUACUGUAAUCCAUGGAUAAACAAAACAAUUUUAUAAUUUGUUACAAUCACAUUCCAUGCACAUUAAGCACACAAGUUCUUUCAAAUGGGUCUA